This is a messenger RNA of Fusarium mangiferae, 432 nucleotides long. RefSeq lists its product as uncharacterized. The transcript has a single exon. Gene Ontology annotation, biological process: symbiont-mediated hemolysis of host erythrocyte. NCBI's taxonomy places the organism in Eukaryota, Fungi, Ascomycota, Sordariomycetes, Hypocreales, Nectriaceae. The coding region runs from base 1 to 432 and encodes 143 amino acids. The record is from RefSeq and is a predicted model, not a curated record.
AUGACUAUCUUUGACGACAUCGGUGAUGGCUUCAGCAGUGUAGUUAAGGCUGUUGGCAGUUCAGUCAUAAGUGAUGCCGCCCCGUCCCCCCGCACGAUUGCCGCUUCUCUCGUCAACAAUACCCAGCAGACAUUGACUUGGGUUGACUCUGGGGUCGAUCACGGCACCCGAGAUGACCAUGCGCCGGAUACAAUCGGGCCUGGCGAUACUGGAAAGUGGAGUUUGAAGUCUGACGGGUUUCAGACAGGAUGUGAGGGCUGGAUGAAAUGGAGGAUCGGUGAUAACGGGCCUAUCGUUAGGCUGGAUUAUGAUAACUCGUAUGUCGGGUCUAAUUCUUAUUCUUGCAGUGUUGACUCCGCUGAGUAUACUGUUGAGAGGCAGGGCGGGACUGGUGAUUUUGCUACUGUUAAGUUUAUUGUCAGCAGCAACUAA